GAGUCAGGCAUCACUUGUGAGGCUUGCCUCCAAUGUGUUAGCUGCAUGGUUAAGGUCUGGUAUCUUACAGUGGCUAGGACAAUCUUUCUGAUUUCGAAGUUCUGGAUCUUUAGCUUGUUACUGAGCCCUUGCAGGCCCCUUCUGAGGAAGUAAUCCUAGAACUCCACCGGGUUCCUCACAGUGGACCCCGGUGAACUGCCAGCAUUUGAUUAUUUACCAAUCAGUUCCUGUUGUCAGCUCAAUUGACUUCUUACUCUGACUGACCCUGACGUCCAAAGUCAACUCUUGUUUAUGAAAAAAAGCUAUUCUGAGCUCUUCAUCCUGUGGACGGAUAGGUUUCCAACCUUGAACCAAUUUGUGGAUUAUACCAUCAUUUGAAUAAGUAAUUCUUCAUAUAUCAAGGUGACAAUAGCCCAAGAAUACCCAGCCAGAGUCAGGCAGACGGUUGCAUUCAUUUGGAAAUAGGAAGGCUAUACCAUACCAGGGAGCUAGCACCCAUCAAAGACAAAUCCUGAAGUGAGUCCUUGUGGCAACCUAAACAGUGUGUGAUGGAGAUGAAGCCUGAAGCUUCUGGGCAAGGUCGAAAACGGAAAUACAAGGAUGAAGAUGGGACAGAGAUUGAGUCUGAAGCUUUGGGACAAGUUAAAAAAGUGAAAUGCAAGGAUGAGGGUGGAACAGGUUUGGAGUUUGAAGAGCCCAGCAAAACUCAGAAGAGGAUACCUCAGGAACAGCAAGACCGAGAGCUUCAAAGUCAACAGCCAUGCAAGGAUGAGGUACGGGAACCCCGUCAAGAAAGUCUAAGACAACUAAAGCCCCUAGAGUGGGCCACAGGUCCACAGGAGCAGGCUGUAACUGGGAGAGAGUCUGGGGAUGGUGGCAAGGGUCGCAAGCGGCCCUGUUGCCUCAUGGAGGAAUAUGCUGAAAACCACCAAAGGCAAAAGUACCAAAGGUUACUGCAGCACCUUCAGCCCAGUGAUCCUAUGAAAUCUGACCCACAGAGGGCUCACACAACCCUAGUGGAUACUCUGAAGAUCGAAGAUUGUGUGGAAGUGCACAGUCAUGGAUCCACAACAACCCAGUGUGAUCCUAAACAAUCUACUGUUGUUACCACAAAGGAAUGUGUCUCACCAGACAAAAAAGUGAAGAUAUGUUCAGAGAACUCUUCUGAUACACAGAAGAAAGAUGCAGUAAACCUUGAAGGAAGAAGGGGACACCACUUGGAGCCUGACUUGCUAAGAGCAGAGGCUCAAGUCUUCCUGCAUAGUGGCAGCAAUAGGUCACUCCCCAACAAGAAGCCAGUAGUUAUGGCAGAGAAAAAGCCUGUUGCAGAACAGGAAAAGGGGAGAGGAACAGAUGAAGUCCUUAAUGUUACAGAGGACAUGGAAAAGGAAAUAAGAAAUGCACUAGGUCCAGGACCCCAGGAAGAAAUCUUAACUAGUGCAUUCAAACUGCAUAUUACUCGAGGAGAUAUCCACACACUAGAGAAUGGUAAGUGGCUCAAUGAUGAGGUCAUCAAUUUUUACAUGAAUCUUCUGGUUGAGAGAAAUAACAAAAAAGGGUACCCAGCUCUUCAUGUGUUCAGCACUUUCUUUUACCCCAAACUAAAGCAUGGAGGCUACUCUUCUGUUAAACGAUGGACUCGAGGAAUAAAACUGUUUGAAAAGGAAAUUAUUCUAGUACCUAUUCACCAGAGGGUACAUUGGAGCCUGAUAGUAAUCGACCUAAGAAAACAAAGUAUCAUAUACCUCGAUUCAAUGGGACAGACAGGGCAGAGUAUUUGUGAGACCAUCUUUGAAUAUUUACAAAAUGAGAGCAAAACUCGAAGGAACAUUGAGCUGGACCCUUUGGAGUGGAAAAGAUACAGUAUGACAUCAAAGGAGAUUCCUCAACAACUGAAUGGGAGUGACUGUGGAGUUUUUACUUGUAAAUAUGGAGAUUACAUUUCUAGAGACCAACCACUUACCUUUUCUCAGCAACACAUGCCCAUCUUUAGGAAGAGGAUGGUGUGGGAAAUCCUGCAUAAUCACCUACUGUAACAACAUCCACCUGGAUCCUAUGGAACUGGUACACUUUUCCAUCUAUGUUUCUAUAUACCUCAAGCAAGAUGGGUUGAAAAGAUUUAAAACAGAUACUGAGCUGCCUGACAUGGAGGAAGCCCACUCUCUUCAAUGUAGUCCUGACCUGGGGAGUCCUGACCAAUGCCAUCUAUACCUGCAAGGAACUACUGCAAGCUUAGAAACCGCUGAUCAACCCACACAAGAACACAUGUUCAAACAACAUUGUUUUAAUGUUGGAUUUAGUUUAUGAAUUUUUUAAUGUUGGAUUUGGUUUAUGAAUUGUUUUAAUGUUGGAAUUAGUUUAUGAAUUGUUUUAAUGUUGGAUUUAGUUUCUGAAU
This is a messenger RNA of Peromyscus eremicus (cactus mouse), 2395 nucleotides long. Its product is annotated as sentrin-specific protease 2-like. Gene Ontology annotation, biological process: protein desumoylation. Gene Ontology annotation, molecular function: deSUMOylase activity. The transcript has a single exon. The record is from RefSeq and is a predicted model, not a curated record. Gene Ontology annotation, cellular component: nucleus. Lineage: Eukaryota; Metazoa; Chordata; Mammalia; Rodentia; Cricetidae. The coding region runs from base 549 to 2036 and encodes 495 amino acids.